This is a messenger RNA of Hippocampus zosterae (dwarf seahorse), 3239 nucleotides long. It is a transcript of the gene prkg3, whose product is annotated as protein kinase cGMP-dependent 3. Gene Ontology annotation, biological process: protein phosphorylation. The record is from RefSeq and is a predicted model, not a curated record. Gene Ontology annotation, molecular function: cGMP-dependent protein kinase activity; ATP binding. NCBI's taxonomy places the organism in Eukaryota, Metazoa, Chordata, Actinopteri, Syngnathiformes, Syngnathidae. The transcript has 23 exons. The coding region runs from base 1043 to 3082 and encodes 679 amino acids.
CACACACACACACCAUAUUACCCCUGAAUGUUAAAUCCCAACCCUUCCCCCCUGGAAGGCCUUUAAUCUGUGUUUGAGGGUCAGCAGUGUCGCUGAUUAACCACGGCGACCAAUCAAUAAUUAACUCAAAGCGCCCAUAAAACGCCCACGCCCUUUGUCACAACGCUAACCCUUUAGCCUCAUUUAGAUACGUGUGCCGCCGUACCGCCUGGAAAGGAAAUGACUCUUGGUAUUUAAAAAAAAAAAACUUCGAGUAAUUGGGUAGAAGUAGUCAGUGUUGCGUUCAAGUGCCUAUUUAGUGUCGGAAAAAGUAAUAUUCUGUUUUUGUAAUUUUGCUUUUCUGAAUGCCUUUUCAGCAUUGUUAAUUCAAUGGCUUUAAAGCCAUUUGAGCUGAGCUCAGGACUGCUAAUUAUACUUUCAUUCGUCGACGCCCACGUCACUCAUCAGCCCAGGCCCCGCCUCUUAAAUACCCAAAGUCACACUUUUUUUUUUCUUAGAAGAAGAGGUUGGAAACCCCAUUUGGAUCGAAUGCACAUCUUGUUAAGUAAUGCAAAAUCUCAUUUCAUUCGAUAAGGUCAUCGGUAUAUUAAACGAUUCUACCAAUAUUCGAUAACUGCAGCCCCUCAUUUACAGCACUUGAUGUUGCUUUUGUUAACACCUCCUGCAUCCAUUUUCAUAGACAUCUUCUGCUUCUUCCCCCCCCCCCCUCCUCCUCUUUGUGUUUCCCCCACCUGGAGAGAGGGGAGGAGCGUCAGGUGACGCUAAAUGAUUCAAUGCCAGAGGAGCUGCUGAGAUUGACAACCAGGCAGCCAGGCAAAAAAAAAGAAAAAGGCUGCGAAAGAGUCGGAUACGAAAGAAAGGAAGUCAAGAGUUGAGAAUAUUUGGGGAUACUAACCCAUAUGUAGCCUACGUGAGGCCCUCGUCCUGUCUGCUGACCUCCUGUACAAGCCUGCAGCCCUUUAUUCCCUUCCUGGGAUUUUUAACAGCUCGCCUUGUGACAGAUGUUGAACUUCCAGAGGGUGUGGCGCCUGUAGCCGACGGGAUGGAGAAGCAAAUGGAGGAGCUGAGGCAGCAGCUGGAGAAGCAAUGUGUCAUCAACAAGGAGCUGCAGAGGCAAAAUAAAGACUUGGAGCAACGUCUGCAGGAGAAAGAGAAACUCCUUCAGGAGCUACACGCUCAAUACCACGACCUCGAGUUUCCACCUCCGAGUGGCGCUGAGAUCGAACCCGAGUUCAGGAAAAGUCGCGCUGCCGUCAUCGCGCCGGAACCCAUCCCGGAGACGCUCGUUAUCAGGAAGUCCAGAGUCAAGAAAACCGACAGCGAGACCAACCUCAUCGUGAAAGCAAUCCAGAAGAACGACUUCCUGAGCCGGCUGGACGAUGAGCAAAUCGCCAUGAUGGUGGACCUCCUGGAAACGUCCAAAGUCAGCCGCGGGGGCGAGGUCAUCAAGGAAGGAUCCGAAGGGGACAGCAUGUACAUCGUGGCAGCCGGCGAGCUCCUCGUCACCCAAGCGGGCCGCGACCUCCGAACCCUGAGCAUCGGCGACGUCUUCGGGGAGUUGGCGAUCCUGUACAACUGCAAACGAACGGCCACGGUUAAAGCCAAAACUGAGGUGCGUCUGUGGUGCAUGGAGAGACAGACCUACAGGACCAUCAUCACCAACAAAUCCAAGAAAAAACGAGAGGAGCUCCUGGGCUUCUUGAAGACGUCUCGGACUCUGAAGGACCUGAAUGAUGUCCAGUUAUCCAAAAUCAUUGACUCCAUGGAGGAGGUGAAGUACCAGAACAAAGAUGUCAUUGUCCGAGAGGGAGCGGAAGCAAACACGUUCUAUAUUAUUCUUAAAGGAGAGGUACUGGUGACGAAAAGUGUCAACGGGCUUCAGAAGCAGAUUCGACGGAUGGGGAAGGGCGAGCAUUUUGGGGAACAGGCCCUCAUACGUGAAGUGUUAAGAACGGCCACCUGCACUGCUGACGGCCCAGUGACUUGCUUCUCUAUCGACAAAGAGGUGUUUGAGGAGACAAUCCCAGUCGAGCACUUGGAGCUAUUUGAUGACUCCAAGAUGCUGCAGGAGGCACAGGCUCCAGAAAAUUCCAGCCCCAAGGCCACUCUGAGAUUUAAGGACCUGGUCCCGGUGUUGUACCAGGAGGGCCGCUACCAAGGGGACCCAGUCACCCUCGGAGUCGGAGGGUUUGGCCGCGUGGGACUGAUGACCACGUUGAACCAUGGAAAGUAUUACGCCGUGAAACGAGUGAGUAAGAAGCACAUUGUUGCCAAGAGACAGGAGGAGCACAUGUUGUUUGAAAAGAAGAUCCUCAAGGCCAUCCAGUGCGACUUCAUUGUCAGGCUACACGCUGCCUUCAAAGACACUCGUUACAUUUACAUGGUGAUGGAGUUCUGCGGUGGCGGGGAAAUCUGGACCAAACUCAAAGAAGUAGGGCGUUUUGACGAGCAGAUUGCCAUUUUCUGCACGGCGUGCGUGGUGGAGGCUUAUGCCUACCUCCACAAAAAGAGCAUCAUGUACCGAGACCUCAAGCCCGAGAACCUCAUGUUGGACGUGCGCGGCUACGUCAAACUGGUGGACUUUGGUUUUGCCAGAGAGUUAGUGCGCGGUGAAAAGACGUACUCCUUUGUUGGUACUCCUGAAUACAUGGCCCCUGAGAUCAUCAAGAAUCAGGGACACGACUUUGCUGUUGACUUCUGGUCACUGGGCAUCCUUAUCUACGAGCUACUGGUCGGAAGUCCUCCCUUUUCGAGCUCGGAGCCUCAGAAGAUUUAUGCCAAGAUCCUAGACGGUGUGCUGAAGUAUCCUCCCUACCUAAGCGAGGCGGCGAAGUCCAUCAUCAGUAAACUGUGCAGACCACGGCCCGGUCAGAGGUUGGGAAACACCAAGAAUGGCAUCAAAGAUGUCCGACAUCACAGGUGGUUCAGUAAUAUGAACUGGCACAAGUUGCGCAUGGCUCAGCUAGAUGCGCCCACCGUCCGCCUCAUACGCAAGGGCCCUUGCUACAUCAAUUUUGACCGCUUCCCUCAGGACCAGACCAAGACAGAGGAGGAGUUCUCAGGUUGGGACCGAGACUUCUAACCUGCAAAGAGACUGCACACGUCAGCCCCCCAAGACAACUCUGGGGAAAAAUACUCAAAGCGCAACAUACCCAUAGGCAUAUAUUCUUUAUCCACUACAAAGAAUUAUUAAUAUUACUUCCGUACUGAGGAGCUGAGAACCUCUCCAUGUACAGUAU